CGUUCACAGUGAUCAACGAGGCACGCUGCAUGGCGCAUUCAUCACAACGAAGAAUGUGCACACGGCGAAAAAGAGUCAUGAUCAGUCUGUCAGUCUUUCUCUUAUGAGACGAAACGAUCAGUUGGUCAAUCUUUUGUUGCGCAAAAAUCAAAGCUCACCAUCCACCCAUCCACCCACCCAGCCAUCAACGACAGGCCACGCUCACACACGGCGUCGUCAUCGCCAUUAUUCGACUCAACACACACGCACACAUAGCACAGGAAUGCACAAAUGACUGACAGCUCGAUAGAUUUCCUAAGCUGUCUGUCUAUCGACGACAAAAAUCACAGUGCGUGCGUGCGUGUGUGUCUCCGACACGCCCACACCACGGAUGGACAAAUGGAGUGAGUAGGGAGGGAGGGAAAGCAAAUGAUUCGCGCGUACGUAUUGCAUUCUCCGCUCUCUCUGAGUGAGCCAAAGGAAUUAAGAGCAACAUGCAAGGGAAGGGAAAAGCCCAGAUCGAGUGAAGUAAGUGGCACAGCACAUGCAUGUAGCGAAAACUCACUGAUGAAUGCAUCUACAUCACAUCCACGGCGCGGCACACGGAGGGCGGGAGCAUCCAACUGGGAUGCAUUAAUUACGCUGAUCGAUCGUACGAGCCCUCACUCCAUUCUCUUGCCGUGCGAUCAGUCUCCUGUUGUCGCCCGAGAUGGCGAACGAAAGUGCACAAGUCACUCGAUCGAUCACGGCGGAUUGAGAAGCUCAUCACGCGUAGGCAUGCAGAAGCCAGGAUUUGGGCCGGCACACGUCAAAGAGCAACACUCGCUGUCUGACCAAUGAACCAACAACACAUCCAUGCCAUGAUGUAGCUAUAAGUGACUGACUCAUCGUGCACACCGCCGUAGCACGCGACUCCCAGGGGUCUGCAGCCGGCGUCUGCGGAGCCGCCCUGCAGCAACCGCAGGGUGGGAUGCUUCGCUGAAGGGAACACACACGCACAAGUUUCUCUCUCUGUUUGCGUGUCGAGUGCCUACCAUUGGCAAGUUGGUGCACCACGCCGACUUGUGAGGCUUCACAUCUUGCGCCGAGAAGGAAGAUGGCCAGCAGCACCAAGGAGGAAAUCCGCAUGACGACAGACAGGCCGGCUCGUUGCCCAUCGAUGGAUAGAUGCGCGUGUGUCCGCGUGUGCAGGAGUGAUACUGUCCUCAUCGUGGCGGGAUAGAAUACAUCCGCG
Molecule: messenger RNA, 1213 nt
Organism: Vitrella brassicaformis
Lineage: Eukaryota; Vitrellaceae
Source: the annotation of a GenBank genome assembly